Rhagoletis pomonella (apple maggot) is the source of this 688-nucleotide messenger RNA. RefSeq lists its product as uncharacterized. The record is from RefSeq and is a predicted model, not a curated record. The annotation marks the transcript as partial. The transcript has 2 exons. Lineage: Eukaryota; Metazoa; Arthropoda; Insecta; Diptera; Tephritidae.
AAAAUUUCCAAAAUACAUAGUAACACAAAUUAAAGAACAUUAAACAAACAAAAAGUAUACACAUCUGGAAAGUGUAAAACUCAUACAUACACGACCAUGUAUUUGAAGAAAAAAAACUAAAAUAAAUAAAAAUUAUUUUAAAUUAAAACAAAAGACCGAGGAAUUCUACGAACACACAACGAAAGGAGGAGAAAGACAACGAAACAUCAAGAGUAGCAACAGGAACUAAAACGGCUCAACACCAACAACAAAGUCCGGAACAACAAUUAAGCCAACAAGAAGCAAGUACACUAAUGUCUGAAACCCGCAAAAAGCCAGAGCCACAGAAGUGCCAUCUGUGUGGUCAACGUCAUGUGCUGAGGCAGUGCCGAGCGUUCUUAGCGAUGAAGCCGGAGGAGAGGUACGAGUGCGCCCGGACUCAUCGGUACUGCAUUAAUUGUCUCGCCGUUUCUCACACCACGGGGGCGUGUGACUCCGCGUCCAGCUGCCGUCGAUGCUCGCUGGGUCAUCACACGCUUCUACACCGGGCUCGGCACUCAGAGGCGCGGCGAAGUCAAAGCCGCACGCGGGCACUGAAGAGCCGGUCGGCUCAACAACGCCAACAGAAACUGCGGCGACUGGUAGCUGAAGCAAAGGCGGCCCUGGACAAGUUAGAUGCCGGCCUACGAUCAACAACGCAUCAGGCUAU